Molecule: messenger RNA, 3488 nt
Organism: Capsaspora owczarzaki ATCC 30864
Lineage: Eukaryota; Filasterea; Ministeriida; Capsasporidae
Exons: 1
Coding region: 1-3393 (1130 amino acids)
Cellular component (GO): NSL complex
Molecular function (GO): histone acetyltransferase binding
Source: RefSeq, a predicted model, not a curated record
AUGGUGCCCACCCAAGAAGCGCUCAACGACCGAAUGCAAAUGCUCGUGGAGCAGCAAAAGGAACUCGAGCGCCGCCACGCAGAUCUGCUUGCAACCACGCGUUCAAACCACGUGCGGCACGUGCGCGAGCACCUGGAAAAGCUCGCCAACGACCGCAACCUGCGUCUGGCUGGAACGCGACGAAGGCGACCCAAUGUCCAUCCGGCUGCGCCGUCGCACUUUUCGGACGAAGACAGCGACAUUGAGAGCCACCACGACGUACCUUCGAUGCUCUUCAAGCAAAAUCGGCGGCCUGCCUCGAUUGUGACUGCGCGUGGCAAAGCAGUCGAGCGUCGCCUGAUUCGUCGCUCUUACAAGCGCGUGCGCACCAUGGAGAAUGCUGCAAACGACCCCGAUGCCACCGAUGAGAGCGGCGAUGAGACGGACGUUGAGACGCUCAUUGCCGGCAAAUCUCGCCACCAAACCGUCCGUGUUGAUCGUCUGUUUGUGCAUCCACCGCUGGAGCUGGUUCACACGAGCAGCUUCCAACGUGCACUCGACAAAGCUCGUGCGAAUUUGCCAGCGGUGCCGCUCACCACCAGGCACUCGGAAACGGAUCGCAUUGCCACCGAGAGUGUGCUGCAAAACGCAGCAGCCCAGUACAUUGGCGCUCGCCGUACGGCCGCCCUCACCCACUUGACAGAGAGCCACAAGGUACUCUGGCGGUGGCGCUGGCUUGAGCGCCAAGUCCAAUUGCUGGACGAGAUGCUGGUGGUGGACCGCGCGGCGCUCGCUGCUCUCGAGUCGAACAAUGACGUGUCUGCCGUGCUUGCCGCCGCCGACGAGGCGAUUGGUGCUGCGGACGACCAAAGUCGCGACGUUGUCCAGUCUGCAAUGGUGGUCGAGAAUGCAGCAGCAGCAGCGGUUUCCGAAGCAACAGACACGGACGCUGGUGCUGCCCAUGCGAUGCGUACCGAACUCAUUGCCAACCUUGGUGGUCACCGAAGUACGCUUGUGCGCAGGCAUCGCGGUAUGGCCAUGCUCCCGUCAGGGUCGACGCCAGCGAAGCAGCAGCAACAGCAGCCAGCGCAUCCAGCGUCGUCGCCGUUGAAGGCUGGCGGUGUCAACUCUGAGCUUUGCCGUGCUCCGCAGGUGAUGGCACGGCCGUUCAGUGAGAAAAUUGCGCAGCUGGACCAAGAUUUCCAUCCAGUUCUGUCGUUUUCGACCGACAUGUCGCCUGAAAUGAACUUUGCGCCGUUCAACAUGGCCAUCACACGUGCGCACAUGCAACAGCUCUAUUCGCAACAGCAAUCACAAGAGGCCAUCGCCUUUUCCGCCGCAACACGUCCCUCCGCCCUCAAUCACGCUGCCGCAGCAGCCGCGUUCGUCAACAGCAUGCAGGGGUCUUCAUCGGCAGGCCCCUCCGUCCCUGAUUCGCAGCAUGUUGUGCAGUCACUGGAGCACCAGCAGCAAGAGCUUGAGGCCCUGCAGCAACGGCUGGUGCAAGCCACAGCCAGCCUUGCCAGUGGCCGAUCGUCCGAGUUUGACCCUGCGGUCGUUGCUCAGCAGCUCGCCCAAUACAAGCAGUCAUUGCAACAGUUGCAAUUUGCCAACAACGGCAGCAGCAGCAGCGAGCACGACCCGAUGAUGACGGAGGAUGGCGGCUUUGCUGCACCCGCUGCGCUCAAAAACCAGCGCACAACCUCGACCUCGCUGCCCGGCAGCGUGUCCCGCGCGCGCACCAACUCGUUCAGCAGCACCUCCUUGCCACCAGCGUCGUAUGCAACGCCACCUCGCCUGGGCGGCAACUCACGACGUCCCUCCAGCUCAGCCCGUCCAUCUUCGCUCGCCUCGUCUUUUCCAUCCUCACCGCUCGGAGCUGGGUCGGCAUUUGGGUCGCCUGCUCCCAGUGAUCCCAACUCGCCGUUUGUCGCACCUGCAGCAGCGCGCAAAAGGCGUCACAUGGACGACUGGGACUUUGACAACAUGAUUGUGCCGCAGAGCACGGCACGUAUUGAGCGCAUUCAGUACAAGGAGAUUUUGACGCCCAGUUGGCGCUCCGACACCGUUGUCCCCUCAAAGAAUGGAGCGUCUUCCGAAGUUGCUGGCAACGAGCCAGUGUCUGCCAGCGAGACACCCAGUGACAAAACACCCGGUGACGCCGUGCCGUCCAAUGUCGCUCCUGCUGCUGCUGCUGCUAGUGCUGCAGACGAAGAGCACGAGGAGGACUUGUCGGACGAGGCCUAUGCUCGCAUGCACCAAGCUCUCGAAAUCGCCGAACGUCGUCGCUUCCUCAACUUUGUCAAUCUGCGCGAUCAGACAGGGCGCCCGGGCGACGCUGCUGGCUCGUCUGGCACCACCACCACCGCCGCCGCCGCACCCCGCCCUUCGGGUGGCUCGAUGGGCUUUGCUGCCAUUUCGCUCCGUCAAGUGCAGCUGCAACAGCAAACUGCAGUCAGCUCGGCCAGCGAGUCCCCCGGCGACAGCAGCUCCGAUGUGCCUGCUGCAUCGCCUUCCGGAUCGCAUCAGCUCCGCGGAGUCAACCGAAAGGUUGAAGCUGCGAUCGAGUUGUUUGGCAACGUCGAGGCGCUUGCUCGCAACUAUGUCCAGCACUUUUCUGCUGCAGACUUUCAAGCUCAGAGCCAGUUUGAGCCACGCUCCUUCCCGAUGACGCGCGCCCAGUUUGAGCAAGUUCUGACUGAAAACAACGCCAUCGAGUCGCAGCUGAUGAAUGAGCGGCUUCGCUACGAGGAGGCCUACCGCGCGUCGCCGCAGUGGAGCGAGCGUCCGCACUACUUUUACUAUGAUCACAUUCAAACCAUCCAUGGCAGGCAGCAGCCACUUCCGUUUGUCGCGGCCCCUGGUUUCAUGGCUGGACAUGUCAUGGCUGGAGGUCUGUCGCAUUCGAACGGCUACGCCGUGAAAACCGAGGACAAUGACAGCGACAGCCCGGACGACGAAGACGAAGACGAUGAGGAGGAGGACGACGAGCCUCAGCGAGCCAAUCAUGCGGAUGACGAGCUGGAGGUUGAGAAUGCCAACGAUAGUCACGACGACCAGGACGAGGACAACCGCGACGCCGAGAACGACGAUGGUGAUGACAGUGAUGACGAUGAAGAUGACGAGGACGAUGAAGCGCCAUCUGCAUCUUCCAAUCACCGCCAUGCUGUCGGCGAAGACUCUGACGAUGACUAUAGUGUCAGCACUCCGCGCAAGCGCGACCGCCGACCUCGACCGGCUCGCGCGCGUGCUUCCGCUCCUCCUGUUCCUGCUACGUCCGCUGAUGUCGCACCGCCUUCUGGUCCGCCCGUCAAGACUGUGCUCAUUCUCAAGCUGGGCAAGUCGGUCAUCCGGAAGGAUCUUUCCGACACGCCUGCCUCCGCCGCCUCAGACGCGUUGCCAAUGACCGAGUAACCCGCGUGGCUUCACACUUUUGUUCUCUCUCUCUCUCUCUCUCUCUCUCUCCCUCAAACCUGUCUUCUACCCCACCCAUUCACCCACUUCAUCCC